Spodoptera frugiperda (fall armyworm) is the source of this 883-nucleotide messenger RNA. Its product is annotated as ubiquitin carboxyl-terminal hydrolase-like. The coding region runs from base 131 to 817 and encodes 228 amino acids. NCBI's taxonomy places the organism in Eukaryota, Metazoa, Arthropoda, Insecta, Lepidoptera, Noctuidae. Gene Ontology annotation, biological process: protein deubiquitination; ubiquitin-dependent protein catabolic process. Gene Ontology annotation, molecular function: cysteine-type deubiquitinase activity. Gene Ontology annotation, cellular component: cytoplasm. The transcript has a single exon. The record is from RefSeq and is a predicted model, not a curated record.
ACAAAUCAUUUGCACAAAAUAUACUGUCAUUAUUGCGUCAGUGACAUUUGCGUUAUUUUCUGCGAUAAAUAUUAUAAUUCUACAAUAUAUACUCACUAUUUAAUUUGUUCUCUAAGAUUUAAAAUUAAAAAUGGCGGUUGCAUUGCCCAUGGAAUCCAAUCCGGAUACAAUGAAUAAAUAUUUGGAGAAGUUGGGCGUGUCCGAAAAAUGGCGGAUGGUUGACGUAAUUGGUUUAGAAGAAGAUGCUCUGAACUGGGUUCCUCGCCCAGUGCUAGCCAUAGUCCUGCUGUUCCCGCUUUCCGAUGCCUACGAGAAGCACCGCCGCGACCAGGAGAAAGAGAUGCAAAUGAAAGGACAUGACCCUCCCAAAGACGUGUUCCAUCUGAAACAAGUUCUCAGCAACGUAUGUGGAACUAUAGCCCUAGUACACAGCGUUGCAAAUAAUAUUCCCCAUAUUGAACUCAACGACGGCCUGCUCAAGACUUACAUCAACGAAGCGAAGAACCUCGACUCGUCAGCUAAAGGCGCACUGUUAGAAAACUCUACUGCUAUUUUGAACGCGUACAGAGACAUAGUGCGCACGGGAAGUGAGCCCGGUACCGAGGUCGAGGAAACUGUCAACAAUCACUUUGUGACUUUCAUCCACAAGGACGGCCACCUGUUCGAGCUGGAUGGACGCAAGUCAUUCCCUAUAAACCACGGCGCGACUACUCCCGAGCGUCUCCUAGAGGACGCGGCGAAGGUCUGUCGUGAAUUUAUCGCCAGGGAACCAGAUAACAUCGGCUUCAAUGUGGUAGCUCUUGUCCCUGCACAGUAAUAUUUCCCAUUUAUUUGGCUGUGUAUUUCAAUUCAUUUAUUCAAAUACAUAUUAAUUACAUUGUCA